ACCAAAGGGAGGCUCCCCCGGACUCAGCGCGGGAUCCGCCGGCCGGGUUUUCCUUCUCUCCCUUCCCUUCCAAAGUCACGGGCGGCUCCGGAGAGGGGAGAGCGCCGCGCAUGCGCAAAUGCGCCCGAGGCCUGAGGCCUGCCCUGACUGGAUUCCGGCGAGGGGUUCCGGGGCUUCGGUCCGGCGUUGAGCCCCCUCGCGUUUUUUCUCUGGCCGGAGGUGGCAGCAAGAAUGUGGAGCCGUAAGAUUUUAUUGUGCCAGUUCUAGUGGCAGAGACAUACAACCUAGACAUGUCUUACCGAGGCACUGAGCGAGACUUCCAAACCUCGGCACGGAGGAUGGGGACCUCUCUGCUUUUUCAGCUGUCGGUCCAUGAGAGAGAACUAGACCUGGUCUUCUUGGACCACAGCUAUGCCAAGCCAUGGAGCGCCCACCCUGAUGCCAGCAAUGCCCGUCCCACUCGUCUGCUGUUCGUCACUCCCAAGAGACACCAAGAUAGCAACGCCAUUGAGGCAGAUGUUCCCAUCGAUGUGGAAACAGUGACGCCCACACCUGUGCCCCUCUACGACAACCAGAAAGCCCGCACUGUGAUGAAUGAGUGUGAGCGCCAUGUGAUAUUUGCCCGCACAGACACUGAUACGCCACCUCCACCUGAUGACUGGGAGGAGCAUAUGAACAGAUCUGGCUGGACAAUAGCCCAGAAUAAGCUGUUCAAUAAAAUCCUCAAAGCUUUGCAGUCUGACAGGCUGGCCCGGUUAGCCAAUGAAGGGGCUUGCAACGAACCGGUGCUCAGGAGGAUAGCAGUGGACAAAUGUGCCCGGCGUGUACGUCAGGCUUUGGCAAGCAUCAGCUGGGAUACCAAGCUGAUCCAGUGGCUUCACUCGACGCUGGUGGAAACCCUUAGUUUGCCUAUGCUGGCUGCUUACCUAGAUGCCCUGCAGACUCUUAAAGGAAAGAUUCCCAUCCUCAUCGAUCGGAUGCUGUUGUCCUCGACUGCGAAGACAGGAGCGGCAGGAGCUGAGGCCCUCUCCCUCUUGCUGAAGCGACCAUGGGAUCCAGCCAUAGGUGUCCUUUCACAUAACAAACCAAGCAAGUUGCCUGGUUCUCCCCUCAUCCUAUUGGCAUCUUCUGGACCCUCCAAUUCAAUGUUUCCCACUUCUCGGCGGCAUCGAUUCUGGCAGUCACAACUCUCUUGCUUGGGAAAGGUGAUCCCUGUUGCUACCCAUUUAAUGAAUAACGGCAGUGGUGUUGGAGUGUUGCAAUGCCUGGAGCACAUGAUUGGUGCUGUGAGAGGCAAAGUUAUGGAGAUCCACAACCAUUUCUCUCACAAACCAGUAAUCCUCAUUGGCUGGAACACAGGAGCUCUGGUGGCCUGUCAUGUUUCAGUGAUGGAGGAUGUCAGUGCUGUUGUGUGUCUUGGGUUCCCUCUCUUAACUGUGGAUGGGCCCAGAGGGGAUGUUGAUGACCCACUUCUGGACAUGAAGACUCCAGUUCUUUUUGUGAUUGGUCAGAACUCCCUUCAGUGCAAUAGUGAAGCCAUGGAAGAUUUCCGGGAGAAGCUUCGAGCUGAGAACAGCCUAGUCGUGGUUGGAGGAGCUGAUGAUAAUCUGAGGAUUAGCAAAGCCAAAAAGAAAUCAGAAGGCCUGACUCAGAGCAUGGUGGACAGGUGUAUACAGGAUGAGAUUGCUGACUUCCUAACUGGAGUGCUCACCCGGGCAGACAGCCAUUCGGGCUCUGACCCUCGGGACCUAGACGCUGAGAAGAAGAAGAAAACGACACGUGAUUUGGCCAGGCGGGAUCUGUCCUUUGACAUGCCAGAAAGAAGCAGCCGGCCGGCCUCCCCUGCAGCCAAGGUCCCGGCUUCACCUUCCGGGUCAGAGGACCUCUCCAGCGUAUCCAGCAGCCCCACCUCCAGUCCUAAGGCUAAAAUGGCCACUGUGUCAUCAGUUCAGAAAUCCAGUCAGAUUGGGGCUACCCAGUUGCUGAAGAGGUCCGUGCAGCGGACAGAAGCUGCUGCAGCAGCGCUGACCCACAAGCAGGCUCAAGCUCAGUUUGCUGCCUUUCUGAAACAAAACAUGCUGGUGAGGAAAUCUCUUCCUCCUGGCACCUCUUCAUGCCUCUUUGUCUCUUCAGAGCAGCAGUCAGAGGCCAGGGAGAAAGAAGAUGUGCGAAUGCAGCUGAAGAGGCACCAGGCCCCCAGUCCAACUCACUGCAGCAAAUCUUCCAAGCGAGCCAAAAUCAAGGUGACCAUCGUCUCCCAUGGAGAAUCUGCUGACACAGGGAAUGGAGCCCCCUUAGAGGCACCGCCAGAAAUAGCUGCAGGGAAGCCUAUUGCUGCAACCUUGGGACCAUCCACCUUGGCUGUAAAGGAGGCGCCUGGAUUGCUUGCCACCUCCAAGCCAAGUUCUGCUGCAGACAGCCCCUCUAUCAGUCCCACCCCCUUGGCCACGAUCCCUAGCAGCACAGCCCCAAGUGCUUUCCAUGCUCUGCAGAACAGGCUGGUGGCAAGUGGCACACAUUGUAUGCAGGCCCAGCCGAGCAACGCUGUCCAAGGGGCAGCUUCUGCCAGCAGCCUCCUGCAAGGCUUGAGCUUCAGCCUGCAGGACAUUGGCACAAAGCCAGCCGCUCUCCCAACAAGUGUUGCUGCUGCUGCUGCUGCUGCAGGGCCUUUGGCUCAGACCUCAGCGCUGAAGACCUCAGCCCCACUCCAGAACCUGAGCACCAUCACCACGAGUACAGGCACCAUCGUCCGCACCAUCCCAGUUGCCACAACCCUGGCAUCUCUUGGAGGCUCAGCAAGUGGGAAGCCCACCACUAUUCACCAGCUGCUUACUAAUGGGGGGCUGGCAAAACUUGCAAGCAGCCUUCCUGGCUUGGCUCACAUCUCUGGUCAGGGGACAGGCUUAAAAGCUCCAACCACCAUCACAGUGACUCUGCGAGGACAGGCCAGCCGAGUCACGACCCUCAGCCAGGCAGCCAUGGGAAGCAUCCAGCCCCAGCUGGAAGAGCAGCAGCAGCUGCUGCUACGGUCCCCCCCACCUCCACCCCAGAUCACAGAUAGUGCAGUUGGAAACUUCACCAGUGCAGCUUCCAGCUCCACUCCUUCCAGCAAGUUGUUGCCUCAGGGGGAACUUGGCAAAGCCAAGGCCGGCAUAGAGAUGCCUCCUGCUGAACCAACAUCUCAAGCAACCUCAGCGCCACCACCAGCACUAUCUGUAGUAACCACCACAAGCCCCAUGAAGACGCUGUAUGUGAUGUCAGAUGCCAAACUGUCUGCACUCACAAAAUCUGUCAUGGCAGAGGCCGCUUCCGUCUCUGUGAAGCCCACAGCAGUCCAAACUGCCGUUGCUUCCUCCAGCUCCUCCUCAGUCCCGGUGGGAGCUGUGACCUUCGCCACCUCCACCCCAGCUAGCACACCCUGCAGCCUUGUGCAUUCCAAAGUGGGACCUGUGUUGCAGACGACAUCCAAGACGGUGAUACUGACUUCUACACUAACAGCCAUGAAGGGUGACCGAGCCCUAGGACAGAGGGUGGAGAAGGUUAAUCUGACCAAAGGUCAUGCGCUUGGGACUGUGGAGACCCUGGGCAGGGUGCCUUCUGUCAUGGACGACAGCAGUACCAUCAUCCACACCAGGGAGAGUCUUGCAAACAGACACUUGCUUCCACAAGGCAUGUUGUCCGCUGGAGCUGGCACCACACUUAUCACAUUGGGCAAUAACUUGACCAGCUCUUCCAUCAUAGCCACAGCUGGGCCUGCUCUCAGCCAGAAGCCAUAGCAAGGAGGCAUCACGCCAGUUUACCAUGGAACUGUUUGGCCUUUGCAAGGGAAGCAGGAGUAUUGUUCUCUCAUUCCUGUCCUCCAUGACAAGAGGACCUUUCAUCUGUUUUGUUCCUUUGUCACUUUUAAUAAACGUAUCUUUUUGUGUACAUAA
Podarcis raffonei (Aeolian wall lizard) is the source of this 3932-nucleotide messenger RNA. It is a transcript of the gene KANSL3, whose product is annotated as KAT8 regulatory NSL complex subunit 3. Bases 291 to 3776 code for a protein of 1161 amino acids. Gene Ontology annotation, cellular component: NSL complex. The transcript has 23 exons. Lineage: Eukaryota; Metazoa; Chordata; Lepidosauria; Squamata; Lacertidae. Gene Ontology annotation, biological process: positive regulation of transcription by RNA polymerase II. The record is from RefSeq and is a predicted model, not a curated record.